This is a messenger RNA of Nerophis lumbriciformis (worm pipefish), 420 nucleotides long. The record is from RefSeq and is a predicted model, not a curated record. Lineage: Eukaryota; Metazoa; Chordata; Actinopteri; Syngnathiformes; Syngnathidae.
AUGUCCGCGGGAACGAUCGUAAUAGCGGGAGGAAUUCUUGCCGGAGUCAUACUGCUCUGCAUUGUUGCAGUACUCUGUUACUGCCGACUACAGUAUUACUGCUGCAAGAAGAAUGAGCGUGAUGCAAGCUCCGCCCCGGCGCUAUCGCCCGCCCCACCUUUGGAGACGCUUUCCGACCCACUCUCCCACUUCCCGUGUGACACGUGCGACGCGCUGGCCAACGACAGCGCUGCCGUGGCACCGGUCUCUUUGGCUGCCGGCACCCCAUGCCGCGCCUGCUCGCCGUACACUCGCCGCGCUGCCCCUCAGAUGCUUAACGGCGGCGAGCGUCUGGGCUUCCACACCUACUACGAGACCUCGCUACCUUUGGGCAACGUGUUCCCGGCCACCCCGCCGAGGCCCUACAGCACCGAAGUGUGA